AUGCUGCAGGGAGGAGUGAAGAAAAGGCAGCGCACCGGCAGCAGUGGCCGCCUCGCCUCCGCCGCGUCCGUCCCCGACCUCGCCGGCGCCCUCGCUGAGGACGCGAACGCGACGGCUUCGGCGCCGCCUAGUCCCGGGGGAUUCAAUGAUCUGGCCACCGCCGACGUCGUCCUGAGCCUCGAGCUGGACCUCGAGGCGCCUCUCUCUCCCUUUUCGCCGGAUGCGGGGAGUAUAGCCUCCUCUCCCCUUGCCGAUCUAGCCCCUUCCCUCGAUCUGUACCUCCACUCCGCUGUGUUGCGUCGUUCGCGCUACUUUGCAGCGCUCCUUUCCGACAGAUGGCAUCAUAUAGACCAGGAAGAGUGUCCGUCGGGGGAGAAGAUUUCCCGUUUCAUUCUGAAGGUUCCUCUCGCUUCUGGAACUCGUCACGGCCCAUUCGAUGCGCAUGCUGCGGUGCUCAGGCUGCUCUAUACGUUGGAUUUCGCCUCAUCCAUUCUCACCGUGGCCGACGCUCUGGAGUUUCUCCAUGUGGCGCUGGAGCUCUUGUUCGAUGAUUGUGUCCGCGCAUGUGUCCGCUUCCUGGAGGCGGUUCCGUGGACAGAGGAGGAGGAGAAGAUGAUCCUCAAUGUGAUUCCGUACCUUCCGCAGGAGGAAUCAAGUGACCUGGUCUCCAGGAUUGUGCCGUCCAUGGAUGGAGGCAACUCGUCGGAGGAAAUGCUGCACGGCUUAGUACUCUCUGCAAUCCAGGCCCACCCGUCUGUGGCGUCCGUCAAGGCAUUUGUGGCGAGGCUGCUUAGGGACUUCCCGUCUCGAGAAUCUGUCAGGAGGGUGCUGGAUAGGGCAUUCUUGGCGAAUCUAGAGACAGUUAAGGGCUUGCUCGCUGAGUAUGCCAGCCCCGAUUUUCGGACCACUAGUGACGAUGACGAGACGGAGGCGAUUCAAAGGUUGAACCUUCAUGCAGCAUUAGUAAGCACGAGGAAGCUGCUAUGGUUAGUUGAGCGGAUGAUAGAGUUGAGGGUGGCUGACAACGCCGUCAGAGAGUGGAGCGAACAGGCACCGCUUGCAGUGGAUCUGCAAAAAGCUUUCAAGGAUGAAGCAUGGAGGAACAUAGCUCCUGGGUUGCCAGCAUAUGUGAUGAGGUGCACUAGCCGUCUUGCCAAUGCUGUAGCUGCCGGGUCAAUCCUAGCUGCCAGACAGGUAAAUUGUCUUGUGUGGAUUUUCAUGCUUUUUUUUUUCUUUUCAUUUCCACACAUUUGUAUGUACCAACGGUUACGUGCUGGUCCUGGAUUGCAGAUACUUCGGCGUUUCAUCUGCCUUUUCCCAGUUAUGUGGAUAUAACUGACUUCUUCCGUCCGUCUAUCUUUCAUGUCGACCCUUUGAUAUGGAUUUCACUCUACAUCUUUGUUUUGUUGAAAAUUCCGCUACAUCCAGAGUGAUCAUUUCAUAACAUACUAAUGUAAUUUUGGUGUUUAUCUCUUUUGAAUUAUCGAGACUUGGGAUAGAUUAAAUUGAAAAUGGGUGAUAUCAAUAGAUACAUGGGUGACCUGAAGUUUAAAAAACAAGGUUGGGUUGUGUUUCUGGACUUUUUAAGGUAAAAUUUGUUGCCCUCUCCACGAAAAAGUGGAUACGAACUGAUUUUUCAGAGUCUUGGGGAAUGUGGAGUUUGCUGAGAAGAUCCCAUAUUCUAUUCUAUCAAUUGUUGAUAUGAUGUCUUAAAGCACAAGUUUUUAGAGAUGAUAUGCAGAUUGAUUUCCCAGAAAUAAUGCGAUAUGUUCAUUUCUUGUCUUUGAUUGGGAUGCGGAUAUGAUGUACUGUUCUCUGCCUUCUGAGUCAUCUUGAUAACGUUGGCGGUUAUACUCAAGUUGAAGGGUAACAAGAGAAAGUUUGCCAUCAAGAGUAGAUAGUCGCAGAUGUCAAAGAUUUUGAAGAGAAGUGAAAGUACGAACAAAUAUUAAUAAUACAUUCGUCGUUCAGUAUUGAAUUUAUAUUGAUCAUAAUGCAUUCUCAGAAAGACUGUGACUAUGAUGUUGAGUGCCAACAAAGUACGUAUUCCACAAGUCCUGGGUAUUAUGUCACCGUUUAAGGUUUUUAUGUGGUAGCAAGUGGGCCUUGGGGUGUAUUUAUUCCGUUUAAUUUGAUAAGCAUUGUGAUUAACCACGCUGUCAAGCCUUAUCGUUCUUCAAAUAAACUCUUUACUGAUAUUUCGAUUCACUUUAUCUUUGCUCUUCAUUGCUAGUGGUAAAAAGAAACAGUUCAGGGAAUGAAUGAAUCCAAUUAUUACAAAUAAAUCCACUUUAUAAUGAGUCCCCCAGAUCAAUUGUUCUACGGCCGCAGUGCAUGUUUAUGACCCGGUGCACCUCAAACAUAAGUAAUCUUCAUGACAUGAUGGCUACGAGAUGUGUGUUGGGUGAAUAGAAGUUAGGCCUUGUUUUAUCGCCAUGAUACAUCCUUAAUUUGCCUUGUUUUGUCGCCAUGAUACAUCCUUGAUUUUUUUAAUGUGAUAGCAUAUAUUUCAAGUUAAAGUCGCACCAGAUAUUUGAAACAACCUUUUUAGAGAUGAGAUUGAUCAAUUUUUCUUGGAGGGUGCAUCCUUUGUGAUCUAUUCAUCUUUUCUUGCUUGAUCAUUUCCCGAUACAUCCACUUGAAAACAGAGGACUCCUGCACUGACUCUCGUGUCAUUGCUCGUGUACUAAAUGUGCUGAUGAUUGUACAAGUAUAUUGCACACGUUAUAGAAUCUUAUGCAUUUGAGCAGUUUCAAGUUUUCCUAAUGGUCCUGUUCUUCAGGUAAGGAUGAGGCUUGUGAAGGAUUGGCUUCCAGUGCUGAAUGUCUGCAGAGAUGUCGGCUCACCAAUGCAUUCUGGCCAGAAACUGCUCUACCAAGAACUGGAGGAAACAUUUCUGCAGAUCAUCUCCACCCUACCAAUAUCUGAUUCCCAGGAAUUGCUGCAGCAGUGUCUUUGCUUCUCCACCCGCAAUGUUGAUUGCCCACACUUGCUCUCAGCUUUUAACACCUGGUUUCGACGGGCGAACCGACAUCUGGGCGAGGAAAACGGCAGUUGA
Molecule: messenger RNA, 3058 nt
Organism: Spirodela intermedia
Lineage: Eukaryota; Viridiplantae; Streptophyta; Magnoliopsida; Alismatales; Araceae
Source: the annotation of a GenBank genome assembly